Messenger RNA from Poecilia latipinna (sailfin molly), 4969 nucleotides. RefSeq names its product Wolfram syndrome 1b (wolframin) (gene wfs1b). Gene Ontology annotation, molecular function: protein binding. Lineage: Eukaryota; Metazoa; Chordata; Actinopteri; Cyprinodontiformes; Poeciliidae. The record is from RefSeq and is a predicted model, not a curated record. Gene Ontology annotation, biological process: calcium ion homeostasis; endoplasmic reticulum unfolded protein response. Gene Ontology annotation, cellular component: endoplasmic reticulum; endoplasmic reticulum membrane. The transcript is spliced from 10 exons. Bases 199 to 3114 code for a protein of 971 amino acids.
AAACAAAAUGUAGGCGUGAGCGCCAACUGUAGCAGCUGACUGACUUUCCUGCGCAGUGUUGGUGUCUGGAGUUUGACCACUGUCAAAGGAAAGGACAUGUCUAUUUCUCAGGACCCAAACGGAGGACUGACUUGAAACAGCAGGUCACGAGACAAUCACCAGAGAUACUUCACUAAUUUUUGAAAUAAACCGGAAGCCAUGGAUCCUUCAUCUCCAAGCAACCCGUCCACACCAAAGCUCAGCCCUUCAUCUCCAACCUCCAUGAGGCCUGGAACUUCCUCGCUCGGCUCAUCGGCGAGCUCCUCCACCCCUGAGCCGAAGAGGCACAAAGUCACGAUGCCGACGCCUGCGACCACUCCGUCACCUCCUCCCUCCGCCGCCUCGCCUCAGACGUCUCCGCGGCUUCAUUCUCGCUCUUCCUCCCUCUCCACACUGACAACUUCAUCUCGCUGCCAGCCCACCAGAAGCUUUUCGCAGCCGGGCAGAUCGCAGCUCAACGCAGCAGCAUCAACAGGAAGUCUUCUUAAUGGGUCAUCGGCUGCUGCGGUGCCUCCAUCGCCUGUCUCACCUGAACCAGAUGAGUCAGAGGAGGAUGUCCGUUUUGAGGAUUUGGAGGAGAGAGCAAAGUCAGGUGAUGCUAAAGCACAAACAAAGAUGGGCCGUUACUUUCUGGCCUUGGCAGAAGAAAGCGAUGAAGAGCUGAAUAACUGCACAGCGGUCACAUGGCUGAUCCAAGCUGCUAAACAGGGCCGCAGAGAUGCUGUCAAACUGCUGCAGCAGUGCUUAAAAUCCAGGAAAGGAAUCACUUUGGAGAACUUUGAGGAGGUUAAGAAGUUAUGCACCGAGUCACGUUUUGAGAGAGGAGUCAGGAAAGCAGCUCUGCUCAUGUACUUUAAGCUGAACCCAGAGAAGAAGAAGUCUGUGGCGGUUUCUGAGCUGCUGGAGAACGUGGAGCAUGUUCACACAGAACCAGGCAAACCCAUCUGCUCAGGCCCACUCAACAGCUCUGCUAAGAAACAAAGGCGAGUCCUGGAGACGAUGGUCUCCAGAGAAGCCAGUUCUCACGUGGGUCUGGAUGACUUUGUUGAGAUGACAAAGAAAUAUGCUCAGGGUAUUGCACCGUCACCCAUCAUGGCCUCUGCAGCAGAUGAUGAUGAUGACGAUGAUGAUGUGGUAGUGAAAAAUCCAGAUGAACUGCCGCUUCAUCAGAAGCUGCUGAAGUUCCCUCUGUACGCGCUGCUGGAGAUAAAAGAGCAUCUCAUCGACUGGGCGUCGCGGGCCGGCAUGCAGUGGCUCAGCGCCCUCAUCCCCACUCACCACGUUAAUGCACUCAUCUUUUUCUUCAUCAUCUCCAACCUCACGAUUGAGUUCUUCAUCUUCCUCAUCCCGCUGCUGAUUUUCUACCUCUCCUUCUUCUCCAUGAUCAUCUGCACACUGCGGGUAUUUCAGAAUUCAAAGGCAUGGGAAAAUUUCCGAGCUCUCACAGACUUGCUCGCUCAUUUUGAGCCUGGUCUGGAUCUGGAGCAGGCCGAGACCAACUUUGGAUGGACACACUUGGAACCUUACUUGUACUUCCUGCUCUCAGUGGUCUUCGUUGUGUUCUCCUUCCCUGUUGCCGAUAAAUCCUGGGUCCCCUGUUCAGAGCUAGCUGCCAUCGCUCUUUUCUUCACCAUCACGGCCUUCCUCAGCCUCCACGCCUCUGCUCAGCUCUUCGCUCGUAAAGCUCUUCUCACUGAGGUCCUUUCGGGAGCAUGCUCCCUCACUCAGCUGCUGCCCGACUCCUUCUGGCUCUUCCGGAUCUUUGGGAAGACGUUCGUCACAGUGCCUCUCGGAGAUGCCGUGGUGUUAAAUCUUGGCAUUCCGUGGCUUUUGUACGGACACCUCUUCUAUCUCCUCUUCCGCAUGGCCCAGCUGAAAGGCUUCAAGGGAAUCUACCUGUGCCUGGUGCCCUACUUGGUUUGCUUCACCUGGUGUGAGCUUUGCUUGGCAUUCCUCAAUAACGCCUCAGCCAUAGGAUUGAUCCGGACUUGUAUAGGCUACUUCCUGUUCCUGUUUGCCCUGCCUGUUCUCACACUGGGUUUGGCUGCCAUGAUUAUGAUCCAGUUAGUGCAGUGGUUUCUGACCCUGGAGGUAACAAAGAUGGUGGUGACACUGAUUGUCUGCUUUGUGCCCGUGGUGUUGAGGCUCUGGACUCGCUUCAGCCUCAACCCCAUCGUGGUUUUGAGGUCUUUGUCACGGAGCAGCAUCGUCAAGCUCAUCCUGGUGUGGCUGAGUGCGGUGGUGCUUUUCUGCUGGAUGUAUGUCUACAGGUCUGAAGGAAUGAAGGUGUACAACUCUACCCUGACAUGGCCUGAAUACAGCAACCUCUGCGGGCCAUUGGCCUGGAAGGAGUCCAACAUGGCCCAAACUCAGAUUCUCUGCUCCCACCUGGAAGGACACAGAGUCACCUGGACGGGACGCUUUAAAUAUGUCCGUGUGACGGAAAUCGAGAAUGGGCCGCAGUCGACUAUCAACCUGUUUCCUGUGUUUCUAGGAAACUGGAUGCGGUGUCUGUAUGGAGAACCUUAUCCGGUGUGUGAUGAGGGGAAACAAAACACAGCUGCUGAGCCCCAACCGCUGCCGGCUCCAGCUCCUCCUCAAGAAGAUCCACUUUGCAAACUGAAAACCCUGGCCAAGCACGAGUGCCACGUCAAACGCUUUGACCGGUACAAGUUUGAGGUCACCCUGGGAAUGCCGCUUGAGAGGAAGACUAAGAACGGGACAAUCAUAGAGGACGAAGAUGCAACCAAGGACAUAGUCUUGCGGGCGAGUAAUGAGUUCAAGUCUGUGCUUUUACACCUGAACGCCGGCAGUCUGGUGGAGUUCAGCACCAUCCUUGAGGGCCGUUUGGGCUCCAAGUGGCCCGUGUUUGAGAUGAAGGCCAUCCACUGCGUGUCCUGCGGGGAUGCCCGCGUUCCCAAACGCAAACAGUUCAAGAUUGAGCACGACUGGAGGCGCACAGCUCAAAACGCCCUCCAGUUUGGGUUCGACUUCUUCUUCAACCCCUUCCUGACCGCUCGGCUAGAGGAGCAGUCGGACACUGAAACAGAGAUGGUGGUGCAGGAAGACGCAUAGAGGGAAGACGACUCUUAAGCAGAAGAGGCCUCGUAAUAAUAAAGCUAUCGAAGAACACUAAUGAUUGUACGACACCAACCUAUCUGCAAUAUUGGUUAUUUACUACAAGGAACAAACAGAUCCUCAGGCAUUUACUGUCUUCUAAAAGCCCUCACACUUCCUGAACAUCGUCACAUUGGUUACAUUACAACCUCAACCGUACCUCACUGGGGAUCAACAGCUGAAGAUCUGUCUGAUUUUUGUGUUGGCUUAUUUUUGGUUAACACAAAAUAAGCUCUGAUCUAAGGCAUGCAAUGCUAGGUCUUGCUAUACGUUUGUGGUCAUUGAAAGAUGAACGUCUCGCACAUCCUCAAGUCUUUCAAAGAUCAAAAGAUUUGAAUUUCUCUCUAUUUAGCUCAAUUCAUCCUCCUACUGACUACUGACCCUACUGCCUCCAUGUUUAACCAUAAGGAGCAGUGAUAGCAUUUUAUCACACAUUUUUGCAUGGAGAUCAUAAAGUUCAGUUUUGGUCUCAUAUGACUGGAGCACCUUUUUCCACAUGAUUUCUGUAUCCUAUACAUUUUUGCAAAACCUUAAACACAGUUUUUAGGGUUUACUUUCACCCUCAAAUAGUUAAGUUUUCCACCUGAGCUGUGAAUCAUUGCUGCUCCUCCAGAGUCACUUUUUCUCUAGGCCUGUCAUGAUGACAUUUUGCUGGAUAAUAAAAAAGAAACUGCUAUAAAUGAUAGUGUUGUUUUGAGACCAUUUUCAAGUAAUAUAUUGAUAAUGGCAUAAUAAUGAUGCAAGUUCUCUUUCAAAGACUAAUAAACUUUGCUUUUGUACAGGAAACACUGAAACCAAAAUAAAACACAGCCAAAAACAAUAAAUAAAGCAGAAAUAAAAACCUUGCAUAACCCAAACCAUGAAUAAAAUGGAUUAUUAAGCUCAUUUUAAUUUAAUAUGGGAUUAAGUGCUUAUUGGGACAGUUUUAUUGCUCUCCCUAUCCAGCCUGUCAUCUUAGAUGGACGGCCAUGUCUUGUGCCAUGAUCUUUUGAUAUUGGGUUUAUAACAGUAAACUGCCCCACAAUAUAAUCUUUAACCUGUCUGCUCCACUUCUUGGUCUUCAUGAUGGAUUGAGAUUUCAACAUUUCAGAAAGAAUUUGGUUACUCUGUAUCGGAGUAAAGGAGGAUGAAUGCAUACAACGCAAGAUAAUCAAGAACAAUGCUGCAUUUCUUUCACUUCCUAAUUAUGCCCUGUUUUUGUUGGUCUGUCACAUAAAAUUAAAACAUAAAAAUAGAUUGACGCUGGUGCUUGUAAUGUGACAUAUUGUGAAAAGUUCAUUAGGGUGUGAAUACUUUUACAAGGCUCAAUAAAUCUGCCAAUAUGAGUUUGAGUUCUUACAGCUUUUGAGCCAAAACUUAAACAUGACAGAAGGCAGAGUGGAAAUACAAAGCGAUCAUGAUUUACUGCCUAUUGCUACAAGUUUGCUGUGAGUUAUUUAGAAACAUUUCAUCCAGUUGAAGUUUCUUGUGUGCUGACAUUAGAGUUAAUCAAGUGAUUUUUUAUUUUUGUUGCUAUUCAGACAUGUUUGCCGUUAAAUCUCAUAUUUGGUGGCCAAAAUCUUCAGUAUUAAGAUUUUCUGGGUUCCACUGUGGACUGCUCCAUCUGUUCUUGAUAAUCCUAGAAUUAUUGAAGGACACACUGUUUGAAGGGUAUAGUCUUUGUUUUUUAUCAACACUAAAUUAUUUAGCAGUGCUCAGUACAUGGUGAUUUUUUUUUUCUUUUUGUGGUUAGAUUUCAGAUUCUUCACCUCAAAUACAGUUAGGGGUGGGGGGAAAGUCUUUUUCCCCUUACAGAUUUUGUUCUGUUUUUGCU